Molecule: messenger RNA, 1767 nt
Organism: Acanthocheilonema viteae
Lineage: Eukaryota; Metazoa; Nematoda; Chromadorea; Rhabditida; Onchocercidae
Source: the annotation of a GenBank genome assembly
AUGAUAGUUUGGUGGUAUUGUUGGGGUUGUCGUGGUGUAUGGGCGUGUUUCGCCGUGAAGACAAGACUGGUGCGUGCGUGCGUUACCUGUACCGAUGGAGCAUUCUUUCUUACUGACCCCUAUGAACAUCAGCUUGUAUCACUGCAAGAUGAAGGAAUCAAUUUUACUACUGCUACUACCACUGCUAUUACUACUACUACUACUACUACUACUACUGUUAUUACAGCCUCAACUACUAUAAAUACUUCAAUCCAAAGAAUACUUCGAGAAAAAGCGAAAACAUUUGGGCAAAAUGCGAAAGAGAUUCAGAAAGUCAAAUAUUAUCUGGAAAAAAUUCAAAAAUUUGAAGCUGAACAACAUCCAGAGGAAAUUCUUCAACGAUAUACCACAAAACCCUCCGGAGCGUUAACAAUAGAAGUUGCAAAAUUUGCACAACGGCAAAAAGACAAUACGUUAAAUCCCGAAGAAAAUGGUCGAUAUUAUGAAGGUGAUAUUGUUUUGGAUGCAGAACAAGCACAUGAGAUCUAUGAGAGAAUGUUACAGCAUGGACGACGUACGAAACGGAAAUUUAUCCGUUCCGAAUUACGACGAUGGAAUUCUCAUAAACCGAUCAUUUAUAGUUUUGAUGGGUCACACACCGUACGUGAGCAACGGGUAAUUGAGUUGGCGCUUGAACAUUGGCACAAUAUAACAUGCUUGAAUUUUGAGCGGAGAGAUAAUGAAAUUCACGAGAACCGAAUCGUUUUUACGGAUGUGGAUGGAUGCGCAUCCAAUGUUGGUAGACAUCCACUUGGCGAACCGCAGUUUGUCUCAUUAGCACCAGAAUGCAUUCGAUUAGGAGUGAUAGCACAUGAAGUGGCGCAUGCAUUGGGUUUCUGGCAUGAGCAAUCUCGACCUGAUCGUGAUAACUAUGUUACGGUUCGCUGGGAGAAUAUUGAUCGUGAUAGCAAGGGACAGUUUCUAAAAGAAUUGCCGGCUGAUGUGGAUAACGGUGAUGUGCCCUAUGAUUAUGGUAGUAUUAUGCAUUACAGGAGUAAAGCAUUCGGUCGAUAUGAAGAUUUGUUUACACUGAAUACGAACAUUGUGGAUUAUCAAAAGACCAUUGGACAACGAGAUCAAUUAUCAUUCAAUGAUAUUCGUCUCAUGAAUGUGAUAUAUUGUAGCGAUUCAUGUGCAGAGAAAUUACCCUGUCAACGUGGAGGUUACACGGAUCCAAGACGAUGUGGACGAUGUCGUUGUCCAGAUGGAUUCACUGGAAAACUUUGCGAACGGGUAAUGCCAGGAUAUGGAGCAGAUUGUGGAGGACGUAUGGAAUUGACAUCAAGUUGGAAGCGUAUUGCAAGUCCAAAUUAUCCCGGAGAUUUUAAAGAGGGACAGGAAUGUAGUUGGCUUUUGGUAGCUCCACCUGGUCAACGUGUACAGUUACGCUUCUACGGUGAAUUCGAGAUGUACUGCAAGGUGCGACAUUCACUUUGCAUGGAUUAUAUCGAAAUACGCAAUUCAACUGAUUUCGCCAAUACCGGAAUGAGAUAUUGUUGUUAUGGAACGCCACAAUCAUCGAUUAUGUCAGCUACUGAGGAUAUGUUGGUACUAUUCCGAUCAUUCUAUCGCAGUGGCAAAGGUUUCCAGGCGCAGGUACGCGCCCUACCAACAACUGGUUCGUUCUUGGCGUGGUCCGAGUGGUCUGCGUGCAAUGCAUCGUGUGGCGCCUGCGGUAUCAGGCACCGUCGACGUAUCUGUGUCGAUGGUGCCUGCAUGUUAGUUUAG